UUUUCCGGUGGGGAUCAUGGCGGGCGUAGAAGGAAAGAAGGUGCCAUCUGUUCCAGAAAGCCUUUUAAAAAAGCGAAAGGCUUUUGCUGAUAUAAAGGCCAAGCGUCUGAAGAGGCUAGUGGUUCAAAAGAAGCUUCGUAAAGCUCAAAGAAAACUCAUCUAUGCAAGAGCUCAGGCCUAUCACAAGGAGUACAGGCAAAUGUAUAGACGUGAGAUUCGUAUGGCCCGAAUGGCACGCAAAGCUGGCAAUUACUAUGUACCUGCUGAACCAAAAUUGGCCUUCGUGAUCAGGAUCAGAGGUAUCAAUGGAGUUAGCCCGAAGGUCCGUAAGGUAUUGCAGCUCCUUCGCCUGCGUCAGAUUUUCAAUGGCACAUUUGUAAAACUCAACAAGGCUUCAAUUAACAUGCAGAGGACACUCAGCAACUUGGACUAA
Malaclemys terrapin pileata is the source of this 433-nucleotide messenger RNA. Its product is annotated as 60S ribosomal protein L7-like. NCBI's taxonomy places the organism in Eukaryota, Metazoa, Chordata, Testudines, Emydidae. Bases 17 to 433 code for a protein of 138 amino acids. Gene Ontology annotation, cellular component: cytosolic large ribosomal subunit. Gene Ontology annotation, biological process: maturation of LSU-rRNA from tricistronic rRNA transcript (SSU-rRNA, 5.8S rRNA, LSU-rRNA). The record is from RefSeq and is a predicted model, not a curated record. Gene Ontology annotation, molecular function: structural constituent of ribosome; RNA binding. The transcript has a single exon.